CCACGACAGCCACGUAACCGGAGCUGCCAGGCAGGUAGAGCAGGUAACCGUGGCAAGCAAUUCAAGGCAGCAGGUGUGUGUGAGAGAAGGCAGAGCCAGAGGGGGAGAACAGAAAAACAGCAAGAAGAAACGGAGACUAACAAAACCCGGAAAGAUCAACACACAUUCACGACUCUGUGAGAUAAUCAAAGAAAGGAAUAAAAGUGGAGGACGAAAAGCAAACUCAGGCCAUGGAGGCCACAGUGGACGAGGAUGAUGGGACGUUCACUAACAUCUCUCUGGCAGACGAUACAGUGGACGGUGGAUCUGCAGCCCUGUAUACCAAACAGGAGAACGAGCUUGUCACCAUGAACUGCGACAUAGAUGGAGACAUGGAGAAUCAGGUGGAGGUUGAGGAGAAGACGAGGUUGAUAAAUCAGGUUUUGGAACUUCAGCACACACUGGAAGACCUGUCAGCACGAGUCGAUGCAGUCAAAGAGGAGAACCUGAAGCUAAAGUCUGAGAACCAGGUCCUCGGUCAGUACAUUGAGAACCUCAUGUCGGCCUCGAGCGUCUUCCAGACCACCGACACCAAGAGCAAGAGGAAGUGAGUUACCCUCAGUAGAAAGCUGGAGUCCUGGGCCAGCAGCUGGGAGAGGAAACCCAUCAUGGAGACGUGGAGAGGGGUUUGUUUCCUCAGCAGAUGUGGGAGUUCCUUUAACCACUUACCCAAGUCAAAACUAACAAAAUAAAUAUCAAAUAACCCCAUAAACGGA
Messenger RNA from Neolamprologus brichardi, 755 nucleotides. It is a transcript of the gene scoca, whose product is annotated as short coiled-coil protein a. Gene Ontology annotation, cellular component: trans-Golgi network. The record is from RefSeq and is a predicted model, not a curated record. NCBI's taxonomy places the organism in Eukaryota, Metazoa, Chordata, Actinopteri, Cichliformes, Cichlidae.